GAAUUAAAUAAUACAAUAAGAACUAAAAACGAGUUUUCCCAGACUAUAAACACACUGAACACACAAGUUAUACUCUCUCUAACAAUCACCCGCGUGCGCGCUCCUUCACUGGCAGCGCCGCCCCUCUCAUUUUAACGUACAAUUGAAAGGUGUGUUCUUUUCAAUCCAUCAAAUGGAGGAGAAAUCAUUUUUGGAUAGAAUGCUUGGUCAUCUACGAGAAACAUGCAAGUACUAUACUGGGUAUCCUAAAUAUCUUGGGCCAUCACGGGUUAUUCACUUUACGUCAGAGCGUGAGUUUGUCCAACUUCUUCACCAAGGCUACCCGGUGGUUGUUGCUUUUACCAUCAGAGGCAAUUACACCAAACACCUAGACCGUGUUCUUGAGGAAGCUGCUGCUGAGUUUUAUCCACAUGUAAAAGUUUUGCGUGUUGAAUGUCCAAAAUAUCCUGGUUUUUGUAUAACACGGCAGAGGAAGGAAUAUCCAUUCAUUGAAAUAUUUCAUAGCCCAGAACAAGUGUCACUUGGGAAAUUGGUACUAUCAGCAUGCUCUAUUGACAUUGCUAUUCAGAGCUGCUUAACAAUUAUAAUGGUUCUCCUGGUGCAGGCAGCUAACCAGGGAAGGGUUGCUGAUCCAAAUAUCACAAAAUACUCUGUGAAGGUUCUACCUCCAACUGCGCAGUUGGCCACAAAGACAAACAAGCAGCUACGACUAAGGCUUCAUUUGUUUUUGCAGCCAACUGUGCGGUUGGCCACAAAGAAAAACAGGCUCUAAAUCAGAAUUCAACUAUGACCAGAGUGCUUAUGGAUUCAGAGAAUUUUUCAAGCGCCAUGGCAUUCGAUCGUCACCAGAUCCAAAGUAAAAAGACUGUCAGAAAAGUACUUGGUAUGUAAUAUAUGGUUUAAUUAAGAACCAUCUCUUGUUAAAAAAAUAAAAUAAUAUGGCCGAUAAGCAUUAGUAGUUUAAGAUUA
Molecule: messenger RNA, 969 nt
Organism: Populus trichocarpa (black cottonwood)
Lineage: Eukaryota; Viridiplantae; Streptophyta; Magnoliopsida; Malpighiales; Salicaceae
Exons: 8
Coding region: 173-772 (199 amino acids)
Source: RefSeq, a predicted model, not a curated record